Rhinocladiella mackenziei CBS 650.93 is the source of this 1392-nucleotide messenger RNA. RefSeq lists its product as uncharacterized. NCBI's taxonomy places the organism in Eukaryota, Fungi, Ascomycota, Eurotiomycetes, Chaetothyriales, Herpotrichiellaceae. Gene Ontology annotation, molecular function: protein-macromolecule adaptor activity; ubiquitin protein ligase binding. The coding region runs from base 1 to 1392 and encodes 463 amino acids. Gene Ontology annotation, cellular component: plasma membrane; cytosol; cytoplasm. The transcript has a single exon. The record is from RefSeq and is a predicted model, not a curated record. Gene Ontology annotation, biological process: ubiquitin-dependent endocytosis.
AUGGCGCUCUCCGUCACAAUCUCCAACGACGAUGGGAAGCCUUUUCUGCCAGGAUCGUUGGUUCUCGGUGUCGUCAAGCUCGUCAUAUACGAUGAUCAAAACAUCGGCGAGCUGACGAUUAAUUUCAGCGGGUGUGCCAACGUCCGGCUGAUUCACUCCUAUGGCGACAUGACAACUUCCCGGAGGGAUUACAAGUCAGUCGGCUAUCUUUUCUCCCAGCGCCUAAGCCUCUACCAAGGGAAAUACACACAUCGGAAGGGGAGCUACAUGUGGCCUUUCGCGUUCCGCAUCCCCUUAUACGCGGCUCCACGAGCACUGCCUUCUGGAUCGAGGGAUUUCUUCGGCCCAGAGCGCCCGUGGAAGAACGACUAUAGCGUGGAACUUCACCCUCUUCCACCGAGCAUGAGUCACAGAGGCCCUUUCAUUUGUUCUGUCGAGUAUAUGCUCCAUGCGACUCUAGCAGGGCCAUCUCGGGGUCCAAUAUCAUUGAACAAAACGCUAAGCGCCAUGGAACGGGUACGAAUUCAAAAUCUCCCGAGUCAGAAGGAUUUAGAUGUCAGCGGUGAUGGGCUUUACAUCAACUAUCAGCACAAUCUCCGGUGCACGCUUGAUAAUUUCCCCCGGAUUAUACCGAAGCUUCUCUGUUCGAUUCUAUGCGAAGGUCGGCGACGCUUCAAAUCUAUUACGCCGCCGGAAGUGGAGCUUCGGAUGUCUGUUUGGAUACCCAAAAGAAUCAUCCUCAACGGCCAGGUCACAUUGUCAGUGCUGGUAGCGAUGACUUCUCGCUCCACAGGCCCAGAUAACGCAACAAAACGGAACCUUAGCAACGACCAUGUUCAACCCACCAAUCUCAGAAUUAGAUCUUUCAAGUUGUCUCUAUUUCAGCAUACUCGAGUGCGCACUGGUUGUCAUCGUUCAUCGUCUGAGAAGAAAAUUCUCGUUCGAAGAGGAUCGUGUAUAUUGCCGCUCUCAGGAGAUUCUUCGCUGGAGCCAAGCCAAUCCGGAAAUACCAGUCAGGAUAGUCGGCCAGCUCGUUUUGUCAACUUGGCAGACAUGGCAGAUCUUAGGGUCCCAAUGGCAGCUCUCGUUCCAGACUUUUCUACGUACAACAUCGCUGGGUGUCAUUCACUGGAAGUGCUGUUCAACAUGGAGUACGAGAACAAGAGGUUCAAAUGUAACUUCGGGAAGGUACCACUCCAAGUCCUGUCGCAGGAGUGCGGAACAGUCGAUCAGGGCGUUAUUCACCCGAUGGAGCGAUGGGCCAACCAGUCAAUAUCGGACGAGGUUUGGAUCAGACCCCCGCCAUCAGAGGACGAUAUCGACGAUGACAACGAUGACGAUGAUGACGUUGUCUCCGCCUGGGCCACGGAGACCCUGCCGCCAUACACCUGA